Ceraceosorus guamensis is the source of this 918-nucleotide messenger RNA. RefSeq names its product Yos1-like protein. NCBI's taxonomy places the organism in Eukaryota, Fungi, Basidiomycota, Exobasidiomycetes, Ceraceosorales, Ceraceosoraceae. Gene Ontology annotation, biological process: endoplasmic reticulum to Golgi vesicle-mediated transport. The record is from RefSeq and is a predicted model, not a curated record. Gene Ontology annotation, cellular component: Golgi membrane; endoplasmic reticulum membrane; COPII-coated ER to Golgi transport vesicle. The transcript is spliced from 3 exons. The coding region runs from base 362 to 655 and encodes 97 amino acids.
GGACUCGUGAGUUGCGACUUUCGAGUUCUUUCGCAGCUUCGUGCUCUCGUUUCCCCUCCAGACUAUCCCGUCAAGCUCGAUCACUGUGACAAUGCCACUCGCGAGUUGAGGACUCCGCACACACAUUGCCGAAGACUUCUCCACUUGCCCCCGCUCGCGAGUCGUAAGCUGGCUAGGAAAAAUCUAGAACAGAACAGGAAGAUCACACCGGCGAGCUGUUGGGCCCAUCGUUGGGACGUACGAGUUAGGGAGGAGCACGUGCGUCGACUGUUAGACGCCGUCCGCGAGGAUUGGAUCCUUCUCGCCGCCCCAGGGAACACUGCAGAGCUUGUGUCAGCAGGCGACUGCCCGUUCGACCAGCAUGGCAUCCACACUGGGGUCUUUGCUCUACAUCUCCCUCUUGCUGGUCAAUGCCAUUGCGAUUUUGAACGAGGAGCGCUUCUUGGCCAGAGUGGGUUGGUCCACAGUGUCCACACAACCGAACAGCGCAGCAGCUUUCGAUCCUGCAGGAUUCAAUGGGCAACAAUUGGGCUCAGAAGGACCGGGCGUCAAGGCGAGGCUGAUCAGUCUCAUAGGAGCUGUGCGGAUGUUGUUGAGGGUGCCGCUAAUCGCUCUCAACAUCGUUGUGAUCAUCUACGAGUUGCUCCUGGGCUAGCGAUUGUAUGUGCUCUGGCAGCGCAUACAUCCCCACUUUCGAGCACCUAGUCGAGUCGCCCGCGGCGCGAAAAGAAAAACGAACGACAUGUACACGUUUGCCUAUCUCAGGUUUAGAAGGGAUGGUCGGACCUUCAAGGAAGACAACCUGCGCGACGACCACGCGGCUUCUACAGGACAAAGUCCGGCUUGGGCGCAAGCUAGUCCGAGUUUGUUGGCGCGAGCCACUUACUAGUCACAAUCAAGAAUGUAAUGUAUGUCCAG